AUUUGCUGCAAACCCUCAAUCACCGUAAAAUACUUUUAGUUCGAACGCGCUGGUUGACAGUUUUGGGGCCAACGAAAUUCGAUUUGUCGGUGUUAAUAAUACUGCCAUUUAAAUUCGCUUAUUAGCCACAAUGGGCAACGUGGACGAUGACGGCGCUACCUUUCAGCAGAACUAUGUAAAGUGCAGCAACGGCACUGCAAAGGCUUCCACUCCAAUUAGCAAUGGACACAUUCCCAACCACUCGGUUGAACAGUGGAGAGAUGAGCAGCAGGAGGAGCAGCACAAUGACCAGGAGCAGGAGCUGCAGCUGCUGCUGAACAAACAGCUUAAAUUCUCUGCACCGGCCUACACCGAAAUCCGCACACGGACUGGAGGCCUAAAACUCAAGGGCGUCAACGAAGGCAGCUAUCACCCGGAAAAGCAGGCGGAGGCCAAUGGCUAUGUUAGCCAGACGGGCAGCAAAUGCGAUAAGUUCAAGCCGAGUCGGGCGGACGGCGUGCUGUCGGCGGAGCAGGAGCACUACCAGAAGACGUCCUUUGAGGAUGUGCCUCUGCACACGGCCUGCCUGACCUAUCUGGGAUUCUAUCUGCUCAUGAUACUGGGCUACAUCAACCAGCUGCUGUUCGUACCCAAGGUGGCCACGGAGAAGGGCCGCGAGGGCUAUGUGACCCUCUACGAUGCUUUCGAGAGCUUCUACUCUCGCUAUGUUUACCGUCGUGUGCGCGACUGCUGGAAUCGACCCAUUUGCAGUGUGCCGGGUGACGAGCUGGUGCUGAAGGAUCGCGUCACGGACGACUACGGUUGGAGCUUUAGAUUUACGGGCACCGAGACGCGCUGCCUCAAUUUGGGCUCAUAUAAUUACCUGGGCUUUGCUGCCGCCACCGGCACCUGUGCGGAUGAAUCAGAGCAGCGUGCGCGCCAGAAGGGGCUUGCCUACUGCAGUCCCCGAUCUGAGCUGGGCAACACGCAGCUGCACAUUGAUCUGGAGCGGCUGACAGCCCGCUACCUUGGCGUCGAGGAUGCCAUAGUCUUUGGCAUGGGCUUCGCUACGAACGCCCUCAAUUUGCCAUCGCUUCUGGGUCCGAACUGUUUGGUUGUGAGCGAUGAGAAGAAUCACGCCUCCAUCAUUCUCGGUCUGCGUUUGUCGGGCGCUACGACACGUGUGUUCAAGCACAACAAUAUGCGCGAUCUGGAGCGUGUGCUACGCAACGGCAUCUGCUAUGGCAACCCGAAGAACGGUGGCAAGCCCUGGAAUAAGAUAAUGAUUCUUGUGGAAGGCAUCUUCAGCAUGGAAGGCUCCAUUGUUCGCCUGCCCGAGAUAAUUGCCCUAAAGAAGAAGUACAAGGCGUAUCUGUAUCUCGACGAGGCGCACAGCAUUGGAUCCAUGGGUCCAACUGGUCGUGGUGUGGUCGAGUACUUCGGAGCCGAUCCCAAUGAUGUAGACAUUCUAAUGGGCACCUUUACCAAGAGCUUUGGCAGCGCCGGCGGCUACAUAGCGGGCUCCAAGAAACUGAUUGACUUCUUGCGCACAAACAGUCACGCUCACUGCUAUGCCAGCUCCAUCUCGCCGCCUAUUGUGCAACAGAUCUAUACCUCGAUGAGCAUUAUAAUGGGCGAGGACAACACAGACACGGGCCGCAACAAAGUGCAGCAGCUGGCCAGGAACACGCGUUACUUCCGCAGGCGUUUGGCCCAAAUGGGCGUCAUUACCUAUGGCCACGAGGACUCGCCGGUGGUGCCCAUGCUGGUCUAUCUCUUCUCCAAGAUUGGCGCUGUCAUUCGCACGCUGACCACGCGUCAUAUCGCCGUUGUGGGCGCUGGUUUUCCGGCCACACCCAUUAUGGAGGGUCGCAUACGAUUCUGUCUGUCGGCCGCGCACACUAAAGAACAGCUGGACUAUGCGCUUGACGUCAUCGACGAUGUCAGCGAGAAUUUGGGCCUAAAGUAUUCACGCAAGUCACGUGAUCCCCAACCGAUUGAGUACUAAGCUCGAAAGAAAUGCACGUAUACGUAUACGUAAUAUCCGCACACACACACACACAUAGCACUUUAAGCUGAAAGUUGUCCUCAGUUGUGUGACCCAACACAAGUCGAGCUUAGGGCGACAGUCGUUCAUAAUGAUAUGAUGAAGCUCUAUAUACAUAAAUAUAGUCGUCAUGUUGCUGUGGCUUUAUUUUUGACUAAUCCCCAAGGGACUCUGCCUAAACUAAUACUAAAGAAAUGAAAUGAAACAACACAACAGCAACAUGCAUAGCUUUAUAAUAAUAAUACUAAUAAUAAU
This is a messenger RNA of Drosophila hydei, 2281 nucleotides long. It is a transcript of the gene lace, whose product is annotated as serine palmitoyltransferase 2. NCBI's taxonomy places the organism in Eukaryota, Metazoa, Arthropoda, Insecta, Diptera, Drosophilidae. Gene Ontology annotation, molecular function: pyridoxal phosphate binding; serine C-palmitoyltransferase activity. Gene Ontology annotation, biological process: sphingosine biosynthetic process; ceramide biosynthetic process. The coding region runs from base 131 to 1987 and encodes 618 amino acids. The record is from RefSeq and is a predicted model, not a curated record. The transcript has 4 exons. Gene Ontology annotation, cellular component: serine palmitoyltransferase complex.